AUGGCUUCUUCUAAGAGAUGGGCUAGCCUCAUUUGCUCCAUUGCUUUUUCAAUCUAUUUCUUUAUCAUCAUUUUUCAAGUACCCAUUUUCAGUGUUCCAUGUAGAACAGGAAUUUGUGAGACACCACUAGAAGUGACAUCUUCUCAGUUAAUUGCAAGUGAGAUUUUCCCUCGUUUUAUAGUGAAGGUUCUUCUCUACCCAGGAGCUCUUGCAAAGGCCAUUUGCAAGCACAAAACCAUCCCAAGCUUUGGAAAUCUACUAAAGUUGUACAAGUUCAAUACAAGAGCAAUCACUUCCACAUCAGAUCUCCAACGCCUUGAGGUUCUAGCAGGAAGCUAUUUGUCUGUGGCAGGAGCAAUCAUGGGUCUGAUAAAAUCAGGAAAAAUGAGCCUUUUUGGAAUACUUCUUCUUAUGUGGGGUCUGAUUAGAGAGUCCAUUAUGGGAAAAUCUAGUUUCACUCAUGCAAAAGGUAUCCAUAUCUAUCCAGCCAUGUAUAUUGCACUAAUCUCAGCAUUCUUCUCUAUCAGAAAGGAUGUCAGGAAGAUAAUUCGUAGCUUCACUCGAAAGCAUGUUGUGAAGGGAAAACGUUUCUAG
Molecule: messenger RNA, 594 nt
Organism: Abrus precatorius (Indian licorice)
Lineage: Eukaryota; Viridiplantae; Streptophyta; Magnoliopsida; Fabales; Fabaceae
Exons: 3
Coding region: 1-594 (197 amino acids)
Source: RefSeq, a predicted model, not a curated record